AAAUCACAGGUACUCAUAAUUUUUAAUACUUGAGUUAAAAAGUUAAAAUGGUUUUUUCAAAACAUAAUUUUAUGAUCAAGAUUGUGAUAGUAUUUGCUAUUUUCUACUGCAAUGGCCUUGCAGUUUCAGCGGAAAUACCAAAUUGUAUGGAUUCAUUGAAAAAAGAUGGAUUCGAUAAACGGACUGGCUUUCAAAAUCUUGCAUUCAAAGUUGCUGGAUUAAACAUAAAAGACGAACAUACCGAUUUUAAUGUAACUGAAGCUACCAUAGAUCUCAUUAAAGACAAAAUUACUGAUUUUUAUAAGAACGAUUUACAAUUGAGUAGUUAUGGAAUUAGCUAUUUGAAUGAUCUUGUAUCACUUGUUAAAAGACCCGGACGUAUGCUACCACCAGAAACUUUUUGUGAGAUUCAAGAGUGUUACUUUUUGUUUGCGCAUCCAUCAAGAAAACUGAGUAAUGAAUAUGAUAAAUAUAUCCAUGAUGCAUCACUUGCACUAGGCAAAAGUAACAAAGACACACAUGGUUGUACUAUUAAAGUCUGUCACGAAACGGUAAUGACACCGAUGACUCUACCUAUUAUUUCUUCAAAGACCAAUCAAAAUUCAAUCCAUAAGAUGUUUAAAUGGAUAUAUAAACGUGGUGAGAAAAAAAAAGAAGAAAAAAGUUAUACAAUUGAGCCUACAGGAUUUUCGGCGAUGUACCAUAAUAGUUUUAAGUUUGUAAAUGCGUUUUUUAGACGGGACCCAUUAACGUGGUGUGUGAUUCAAGCUUGUUACACUUCACUACUAAAAUUUGGUUUCAAUGAUGUUGAAGCUAAACUAAAUAGAGAAGUUAUAUGGUAUAAACCCCAUAUGAUACCAGAUAUUUAUUCAUACGCAGAUACAUUUUUUGAAUUUAUCAAUUCACCGGAAAAAAAGGCUGGACCAAUUUACGCUGGCUCCAAUGUACCAUUCAUUAAUAAUCAGUUGUAUGAAUAUCCAAUAAAUUGGUGUUCGGUUGAAGUCUGCCUAAGUAAUAUCAUUCACGCAUUAAAAACAUAUUUUUUUAUUAAUUAUAUUCAAAUGGGUUCCAUAAUGAUUAUUAUAAUUAUUAGUUUAAGCGGUAUAGUGGUCCUAUAUAUUUCAUAUUUUGAUCUACGAAAGUAAAUUAUCUUACAGUAAUGUGUGUGAUUUAUAAUUUUAUUGGUUUUCUAAACUUUGCCAAAACUAUUAUAAGAUAAAAAGAUAACUAAAAAUGUAAAAAUUGAUUACAUUUUACCUCCAUCAGAUAGACGGACACAAUAAACGUACAGUUAACUUCAUACACGUAUACAUAAUAACGAAUGGAUUUGUGUUGCUGUGUUUUGGACAUUUUUUUUCGAGUUUGUUUACCUAUAAGUUAUAUUAAUUUUGAUGUGAGUUUUUUUUACAUGUGAUUUGAAAUAACAAAAGCCAAUACCCAAACUAGUGGAAAUAAUUACAUAAUACUUUGUAUAUUAUCGCAUUUUGGAGAUUUGGACCAAUAAAAUAUUUAGUAGAUCAAAAUAUAUUGAGCCACUACCGUCGUCUAAUCUAAAAUGUUGAUAAAAUGUUUGCUUACUUUAUUUUUUUGUUAAAAAUACUUGCUACUUAUAUAGUAUUAUUUGUAAUAACUGUUUGUUUUUUUUUGGGGGG
Molecule: messenger RNA, 1652 nt
Organism: Myzus persicae (green peach aphid)
Lineage: Eukaryota; Metazoa; Arthropoda; Insecta; Hemiptera; Aphididae
Exons: 29
Coding region: 48-1145 (365 amino acids)
Source: RefSeq, a predicted model, not a curated record